This is a messenger RNA of Schistosoma mattheei, 6069 nucleotides long. NCBI's taxonomy places the organism in Eukaryota, Metazoa, Platyhelminthes, Trematoda, Strigeidida, Schistosomatidae. The record is from the annotation of a GenBank genome assembly.
CUACGUUGUAGCUGACUGACUGACAUUCGAAGAAAGUUCAAAAACCAAGAUCAAACCGUUUACGUCUGGAGUUCCGUUUUUCGCACCGAGUAGUGAAUUACUGGAAUUCUCUACUAGAACACGUAAUAUCAGCACCGUCUGUUAAUAUAUUCAAAACGAGAUUGUGCCUCCACAGUAUUAAAACUGCAAGGAUUAAUAUAGGUCGAUAGACCUUCUAUCCUUAUUACUGAAGACUGAAGAUUAGAACGCCUUACCCAAACAAGGAGAAACUGAACCUUCACUGGAAGGUAGUCUGCUAGGAUUAACACAGAUUCACCAACCUACUAUCCUUAUUACUUAAGACUGAACUUAGUUUACAUAGUGUAACAUGUGAGUACUUUAUAUAAGUAUUUUUAUUAGCAUUGACGUAUGGAUAGUUUGAAGUAGAAAACCUAGUGACUACUAACACAUGAAAUUUUUGAUAUAGACGAAGAGUAAGUGUAAAUAAAGUGCUCUCAGUACGUUAAUGGACACUUUACUUAGUGUGCUAAAUCCGUACUACUUUAAGGCGACACUGAGAAUCGUUUUUACUAAACAAUGUGAUAACGGAUUUCCUGUGAAUAUUACGCGUGUCUGCAACCAAAUACUGGCUCACAAUUCAUCGUACGAAGUGUAUAACAGGACGUUUGUUACAUUGUCAGACAUGUGUAAAAUAAUGACUAAGAAAAACUAAGAGUGGGGUUCUCUUACUACACAUAAUUGUAUCGAAAUCUGAGAGCGCACUAGUGUCUCGGUUUGUCUUUGCUUAAUCACCUGAAAAUAUAUACAUACAGAUAGGAAACUGAUACUUAUUAUUUACUGUCACUGAAACCACUAUUAAGACCUCAAAUUCAUUCGCCUUAGUCGAAUUCGUAUUUAUUAUGAAAUGACAAAAUCAGCAUCCCCGAGGUGUGUUCAGUGAAUAAUAAAUACUAUCAACACAUUAAAAGUCAUGUUCGAGGUACUACUGCCGUUGAUAGUUGGAUUGAUAUGGGGAAGUACUAAUAUCUGUAUGAAGUAUAACUCUAACAAAAUGCUCAAACUUUUGGCGUUCUUUUUCUUGAAUCAAUUCGCCUCUAUCUUGUUGAUGUUUGGAUUCGGAUAUACACGAUUGUCAAGAGGUGUAGCGAUAGCAAACUCAACAGCUUUACUAGCGUCAGCACUUACAAGCUCAUGUGUUUACCAUGAAAAAAUGAAAUUUAGCGGGUCUGUUGGAGUUGUGCUCAUAUGUGUUGGAACUGGUCUACUCAACAGCUGAUGAGUAUGAUAAAAUAAAUUUUGUGACACAUUUUCGGAAAGUGAAAAUUACCUAUACACAAUUUCAAGCUAUAAUGACAGUUGAAAUAUACAGUUUGAAAAUAAGUGUAAGUCGUCAAAUUAACCACUGUAGUGUUGCCGUCCAUUAAAGUUACCAAAAAAGAAUUCCAGAGUAGAUAUGUGGUUAAAAAAAGAAGUAAACCAUUGUAAUCGCACGACUGCUGUCGCACAAAUGAAUCCGAGUCCCAUUAUCGUAACCAGCCAUGAUAGAAGUAGGCAAACAGCAUUUGAUUCAAAUGAAAAUUGAGGUGCAUUCUCAUAGUCCGAAGGAAGGACGCGUAGUGGCACACGAGGUAAGAGACCUGUAAAAUAACACAUUGAAAAUAAUGCCGAGAACCAGUGUAUACAAAUGGAUACUUGCUGAAAACCUUGUACUCCAAAUACAAAUUGUGUUGUGUUUCUUGUAGCUUCACAUUCGUAUCAAGUUAAUGAGAACCCGAGGUUUCAGUUUUGUUUUCCCCCUAAUGUCCUUGUACGGAUGAGUGUGGGGGAAGUCUAUCUCUUCCAUCGGAAUGCUGUCAUAUGACCACAGGUUUAUAGUCAUUGCAGAAGCGCAACUUACUGCUUUCUUGUCUACGAAAGUGAGAGAACCAGUAGUGAAUGUCGGACGCCUAGACUACGUAGGUGGCUCCGGGGAUUCACCCAGGGGAAGUCGGGAAACCCUAGUUGCAAACGAAUGGUAGGUAUGGGGUUCCAUGGUCCUAGAACAUCGAACGUUGUAUCAAUCCACUUUUGCCACUGGUUACCACAGGACUGUAUUUCUGGACGUUCAUCGACUACCUUGUGGACUUGACGCUCUAGUCAACAGCUCAAUGAAUGGCUACUAAGAACACAACUGUUAUAAUUUCUAUUAAUGCUUAGUAUUCUUGGACACUACUUCACUCGAAAAGUCUCAAGUCAGAACACGAUUGAACAGGAACGUGAUUAUAUUCCAAUUGAAAGGGUUGAACGGAGGUAGGGAUCACAAUAAGAAAAACGUUAGUAAUUUAUAAGUUUUACAUAGGAAAAUUCUAGAGUCUUCUCCAGGACUCUGCUAGCGCUGAUUGGUUAAAAAAUAGCCAAUGAGCGUGCCCCAACACAAUCUUGCACGGGGCAUGCCCAACGCGUAUGCUUGGAAAGUCUUGAAAUCAAUUACUGCUCUAUAUAUGACACAUUUUCCAGACUAGUGGGGUACUACAUACUCGCUCGGUCUUUCAAUUCGUAAAAGUUGUUUUGUGUGCAUUUCCUCGGGGAUCAUAUGGCAUCUUUUUCCAGUUCUGUUGGUGUCGUACUAGGCACCAGCGCUGACCGAUAGCCAGUUAUUUGCCGUUAGGUUAGAAAGGUUCAAGAAACUUCGGGGGAGUCGGUGUAACACACGGUACCUUUGCGUCGUUUCUGCCCAAACCCCGACAGAUUACAACCCAGACGCAAUUAAAAAUGGGUUCUACCAUCGGCUAAAUAGUCUCUAGAAAACACGUUCGACAGAUAUGGCAGUGCUUGCCGGUUUGAAUGCGCAGAUCGAAAAACUAGCUGUCACCUGCAGCUUUGCGUAGUCAGAACUAUAUUUCUAGCCACUGACAAAUUUCAGCAUCCGACGCCUUUACGGUGUGAGUAUGGAGUGCCACAUUUCUCGCUUUUAGGUACUGAAUUUAUACAUAUUGCCUAGAACUCCUUAAGAAAUGUUAGGCUGCACUGGCUAAACGCUAGUUUGACAAGAAACACAAAUCCUAAACUAAGGAAAGUGUACAAAGUUUUGCGUAAGGACAAACAAGGCAAUUCAAUUUACAAAAGUACGACCGGGAAUUUUUCAAUCCUAGAUGUGCCGCACAAAUUUCUGAAGAAUAUAGAAGCAAACUACAGCAGGGCUACCACUGGCUUGUGUUUUAAGCGAUGCCUGGUAGCCUUGAGUCACUGAGUAGCAUCACGUCCAAGACCCUAGCCAGGAUGUUUUGAUGGACCGACAGAUGUCAGUUCCAUACGACUUCAUGCAUAGCAUGGCACCACAUCGUAAACUGACUAGGUUUGACCUCCUAACCAGUUCAAGCGUCAGUAAUUGACGCAUAAUUUGAAAGCUGUUGAAGCGGCGUCCGUUUCACAAGUCCAAGCCACUGAGAACGGUGUUUCAGGAUGGUGGCAUUAAUCAGGUCAUCUUAACUGACUCCCUAGCACGCAUUACUGAACCUGGUGUUGCCACUGGAUAUUAGUAGUCUUUCGGAGACAACGGUAUUUGAAAACAAAUAUACGUGGCCCAGAGUACUGAGGAAUUAAACAGAACUCUCCUCAAAAACACAUGAACUCAGACUUUGACAGUCAGACAAACAUCACGGCGGUGAAAAGAAUAGACCAGCUUGGCAUAAACUCCUCUAGCACUCACUAUACGUUAAAUAAUGUCAUAACACACCAACACUGAGACAGCGACUCAGACACACUAGUACAGCACAGAUUCCUACCAAUACUACAGUAGUGUUUACAAUUUGUGUCAUGCCUACAAGCACCUAAUGAGAACUGAUGAUUUGCGUAGCUUGCGUGUCAUCCCGCAGUAGGAAAAUAUUGCCUAAGAUCGAAGUCUUUCUCUAGAUGACAGACCCAUACCGCCAUGUGCUUCGGAACCGUCAACAAAAAAGUUAAAGAGGAACGAUGAGUUUUGGUAACCGCAUAUAACUCUACUGCUAAACUGGAGUGAUGGUGCGAAGUUGUAUUCCCUUACUCUGCUCGAUGUGUUUGUGUACAAACCUUCAAGAUUUUGCUAAGAUUCUUAGACACUUCUGAAGUUUCAGGGUACAGUCCUGCCCAACUAGUCAGAGACGGUCCUAAUAUCAUGAAAAAAUGAUUUGGCUUAAGGUAAACAUGGCGCUUCUCUAACAUUUGCGGGGGUAUAUAUGGUCAGUCCCCCAUACCAGUUAGAAGCCUCCCUGCGAGCUUUGGGUGGUGCAAACAGUGUGACAGGAUAGUAAUCUGGACACAGUUAAAAAAAGACGUGUCCCUUGAUAUUUGUUGCAUAGAUGAUGUAGGCACUUUUCAAGCAAAAAGAUGACGACCUCUUCAUUUCAUUAUGUUAGAGCACAUUGCUUUAUAAACAACCCAGUCCCCUGACCAGAAGUUUGUCACAAUCCUUAAAGAGGGUCUGGUGGCACUUUGGUUGUCGGAUUUCCGCGUGGAGCUCCCUAUUGUUGAGUGGACUCGCUGUCACCGCCUAGGGAGGAAAGGGUAGUCCGAUCGACGUUCGUGGGGUAACAGGCUAGCUGUACUGUCCUUUGUGAAACUAUAAUCCAGGACUUCAUUAGAGGUUAUUAACUGACUUUCCAUCAGAUUAACAGACUGUCUCACUCAUAACAGACUUCUAUAUGUCAGUGGUUCAAAUGAGUUAAAUUAGCUUCCAGCAGCCGCUGUUUUUAACUCGAAAUUACGCUCCGACCAUUAGGUUUCAUUAAAUGUCAUUUUAAUAUUUCUGUGGUUGGACUAUGUGUGUUCGGGAAUAGUGAUGAAAAUGCAGUCAGUGUUACCAUCUUGACACAAUGUUUUUAGUAGCAUGAACAUAGUUUACCGAUACCAUCGUAGCAACCUACAUGUAGUGCAGUAAUCGCGGGCUCUAGGUGAAGAAAGUGGUUUGAAAGAAAACUGUAUGGGACUGGCGUCUAUCGGUCUGUUACAACUUUCUAACUGGGGUCCUAGAAAGGGUGCAACUAACUGGCGUGAGACUCUGUCAGAUAUGGCUCAGAACACAAACCAGUGGCGACUCUGAUGUAGUAUGCUCCCAAUUCUCCGCCAAAGGUAAGAAGUUCAAUGGAUUGGCAGAAUUAUUCCUGGUUUUAUUUCAACUGAACUAUUUCUCCAAUUGACAGAUAAUUCCCAUUUAAACAUUAGAAAUUAAAAACACGAAGUUCAGCGAAGGGAUCUCUUUUCAGAGAAUUUAUUAUCAAGCUGUACAAUCGUAUAUAUGAACACCUAAUCGACUGUAAUCAUUCUACGGAUCCACAGUUUGAUUUUAACGUUGUUUAUAUAAUUCGUUCAAAUCUACCUAGAUUUUUUCGUAUUCAACUCUUAAAAAUAACCGAAGCUCUUACCAUCCAGCUUAAACUAGAACUAUGCGUACAAAAGAAGUACGUCUUACCGUUAUCGUUACAUUGGCCUUAAUUAACUUAUUAUUAUUAUUAUUACUGCAUUCCCCUUUACUUAUGUUUUAUAUUCUCAUUAUUUUAUCCAUAAGUACUCAUCAUGUCACCCUGUUUAUUUUUACACCUCUAUGACUUUUAAUGACCUUUAAUUAUUGUAACAAAAACAUUUUAAUCAUUUUAGUCAUCUUAUUAUAUUCACUAAGUCUAUUGUUAUUAUUCGUAUUACGUAAUCUAGUAUUAUAACCUUUCUAUUACGUCAUCUUGUUUAUUCGUGUUCACAUUUCCUCACGGAAUUAGUACUUUAACAGAAAAAUUUUGUAUGUAUACGACUGUAUAGCUUGAUAAUAAAUUCGCUGAAAAGAGAUCUCUUCGCUGAACUUCGUGUUUUUAACUGAACUAUUUCUCCCAUUAUACACUAUUUUGGUUUGUUUGUUUUUAUCCAUUUAGCUGUUUUUGAUUUUAAUCUUUCUUUAAUCUAUUGACAAUUUUACUUUCGUGUUUGUAUGACGCAUAUCUACUUUCGAGCCCAUUUGUGCUAGUAAGUGUAUCAAGUACAUAAAUUCUUAAUUGUUUACUGUAAUAAAUGUACUAAACUGUCUUACAAAAUUACAUACUGUCUCACUUUCUCACUUUGGUUGCA